GAUAUGUUGAUGAUUUACAGCAAAAACAUGACCAUAAAAACCUUUGACAGUAAAUAAACAUUUGGAUGACAGCUUGCAUAUUCCAUCCUCUUAUGUUCGAAGAGUUUCUGUUAUACAAUCAAGGCUUUCUAAAACUUGUUACAGAAGUCCAUGAUGUUGAGAAUAUGCUUUUUGCUGCUCUUUUGUGUAGUGAAUGUAUUGACAGAUGAGGAGUAUUAUGAUCCUUUUGACAUGGUGAAUCCCAGAAAAAUCAUAAAGGACAAACCUGAUGCGGAGGGAACAUUACAUAAAACUGAAACCAGAACUUCAAAGGAAGCUAGUAGUAAUGAACUUCUCCCUACAGAAAUUAAUGAGCCCAUAAAUAUGAAGAAAGAGCCAAUGUGUCCAAAAGUUGAUGCAGGAAAGCAGAUAUUCAAAAAUUUUGUCCAGUCUUUUCUGAAACAUUUCCAGUUGAAGGAGCCGACAUCAGGGUCACAAGAAUACAGCAUGGUUCUUAAACUUUCUGUUGAUGAUUUUAAAAUCUUGCGAAAAUUUGUGAAAGAAGAAAGUAAAGAUUUGCACAGCCUUUAUGAUUCAAAUGACAUCCUAAUUGGCAUGAUUGAAACUGUAUCAAGGUCACAUUUAGGAACAAUGGGACAAAUAUCCAUAUGGUUUGAGGACAGAUAUGGAGCAAGUAUUGAUGCAGCCCUAAAGAUGGUUGCUGUGCUUUUAAUGGCCUCAGUAUUUGCAACAUUGGAAAUGAAGCUACAGAUGUCAUGGAGACAGAGAUUUAUGAAGUUGAUUGUUCUAGCCUUUAUUGUCAGCAUCCCAAUGACCUGGUUUGAACUCUACAAGGCAGAACAAAUCAAACAGCAGACUGUGGCUAUGAAUGAUGUCCCGGCUGAUUGUGUGAAGAAUGACUCCAUCAGUGAUAACUGGUUUGGGGCGGCAUCCCACUUGGUCAAAACCAUGUUUACUCUGAAGGAGGACAAAUGUCAGAAGUAUUAUGAACAUAUAAUGAUUGAUCCAAUUGUCAAAGUGCCACCCACUAAGGCAGUGGGUGUCACCUUUGUUCGUUUCUUCCUCUCACCACUCAAAGAUGUGGGAGCUGCUCUGAGCACAUUCAUAAAAGAACUCCUGAUUGACCUACCCAUCACCUUGUAUCCUGUAGCCAUGGUCAUGGUGGUAGUGUUUCUGUUUCUCUUUCUUUUCAUGAUCUUUGGCUACAGCAUAAAGUUCCCCUUCUUCCUUUCCAUUGAGCCUUCUCCAUAUCAAGGUAUCACUGGAGGUACCUCUCAUCAACUAGCCAUUGAAGAAAACACUAAAAAAUUGAUGGAACAGAUUCAGACAAUGCAACAAACACUUCAGUCAAAGGAAGAAAAGUUUACAGCCAGAAUGAAUGACUUUGAAAGACUUCAGAAAACUGCUAUAGAAUACUCAGCAUCAAUAAAUGUUCCAGAUGUGCCAUAUCCAACAAUCCCAGCAGGCUCUAUUCCAAAGGGUGCCAUAGCAUCAAACAUUACAUCUAGCAGUCAAUAUACAACACAGAUCUUCCAGGAAUCUGGUGAUGGUGAUACUCUUUUAGUGGUAGAAACUAGUGAGGUCAAGUCUCCCAUUCCUUGUUCUGAGUCAGACUUUGAAUCUUCUGUGGAAGACACUACCAGUAAACAUGUUGUUGAUGUGCCACGUACUGCAAAUUCUCAGUCCUCUCCCUCUGGAAGGUCUAGCAAACUACCUGUGAGCAAAAGAGGCAAAUCUGGUGAUCAUUUGCCAACUCCAAUUAGUUCUGCUGGCAGGACAGACAUUGCACAGCCUCAGACUUUGACACCAUUGUCAUCAGAAUCCAUUUCACCCCGAGAAGUGAAUUCUAGCUAACCGGAGGUUCUCUACAUUGUAUGAAUUCAUUUGUCUCAUAAUUAUUUUUUUCACCAUUCAUUUUUGCUAAAAUAAAAUUUCGUAGAAAAAGCUCAA
Messenger RNA from Saccostrea echinata, 1950 nucleotides. RefSeq names its product chloride channel CLIC-like protein 1. The transcript has 8 exons. Gene Ontology annotation, molecular function: chloride channel activity. The record is from RefSeq and is a predicted model, not a curated record. Gene Ontology annotation, cellular component: endoplasmic reticulum; membrane. Bases 151 to 1854 code for a protein of 567 amino acids. NCBI's taxonomy places the organism in Eukaryota, Metazoa, Mollusca, Bivalvia, Ostreida, Ostreidae.